AUGUCUUGGAGAGAUCAUGGAUCCAUCACAGAGUUCCUUCUCAUGGGGCUCUCUGACAACCCCCUCAUCGAGGCUCUGCUUUUCGUGCUGUUCCUGGGGAUUUACCUCCUCACCAUGACGGGGAACCUGAUGCUGCUGCUGGUGAUCAGGGCUGACUCCCACCUCCACACGCCCAUGUACUUCUUCUUAAGCAACCUGUCCUUCCUGGACCUCUGCUUCUCAUCCGUCACGGUACCAAAGCUGCUGAAGGACCUCCUGUCUGAGAAGAAAAGCAUCUCGAUAGAGGGCUGCCUGGCUCAGGUCUUCUUUGUGUUUUUUUCUUCUGGGACUGAAGCCUGCCUGCUCUCCGUCAUGGUUCAUGAUCGCUAUGCUGCCAUCUGCCAUCCACUGCUUUAUGGCCAGGUGAUGAGAACUGAGCUGUGUGCGAGGCUUGUGUUGGUCUCAUGGGGCGUGGCCUCUCUCAAUGCAACCAUCAUUGUGCUCUUGGCUGUGAACCUGGACUUGUGUGAGGCUCAGACUAUUCACCACUACCCCCGUGGGCUGCCUGCCCUUUUCCCCCUGUCCUGUUCAGAUAUCUCCGUCACUGUUGACAUCCUGCUUUGCUCCAGCUUAUUGCAUGGGCUGGGAACCUUUAUCCCAAUCUUCUUCUCCUAUGCCCGCAUUGUCUCCACCAUGCUGAGCAUCAGCUCCACGAUGGGCAGAAGCAAAGCCUUCUCCACCUGCUCGUCCCACCUCACUGCAGUGACCGUGUUCUUUGGGUCAGGCUUUCUUUGCUAUCUCAUGCCCCCUUCUGGUUCUUCCCUGGGUUUGCUCUUGUCUUUGCAGUACAGCGCAGUCACACCCAUGCCGAAUCCCCUCCUCUACAGCCUGAAAAACAAGGAGGUAAAGGCGGUUGUGGAAAGGAUAUGGAGAAAGUAUCCUCUUUAA
Messenger RNA from Arvicola amphibius (Eurasian water vole), 927 nucleotides. Its product is annotated as olfactory receptor 8S1-like. Gene Ontology annotation, molecular function: olfactory receptor activity; G protein-coupled receptor activity. The transcript is spliced from 2 exons. Bases 1 to 927 code for a protein of 308 amino acids. The record is from RefSeq and is a predicted model, not a curated record. Gene Ontology annotation, cellular component: membrane. Lineage: Eukaryota; Metazoa; Chordata; Mammalia; Rodentia; Cricetidae. Gene Ontology annotation, biological process: G protein-coupled receptor signaling pathway.